Polistes dominula (European paper wasp) is the source of this 1365-nucleotide messenger RNA. RefSeq lists its product as uncharacterized. Gene Ontology annotation, biological process: sensory perception of taste; male courtship behavior; chemosensory behavior. The record is from RefSeq and is a predicted model, not a curated record. Gene Ontology annotation, cellular component: axon; neuronal cell body; dendrite. Lineage: Eukaryota; Metazoa; Arthropoda; Insecta; Hymenoptera; Vespidae.
CAAAUAAUAAUUACGUUAUAAGAUACGUUAUAGAUAAUGACAAGAAUAUCGAUAAACCGUAAAGUAGAAUGUAUAUAUUACACGAGGGUGUCAGUUCGAAUAUUAGUUUACAAUAGUUAAGACAAAAACGUCGUCGAGUUAAACGUUAAAACGAUGACUAAAAGUCUCAACGAUGCGUUUUUUCCUUUGUUAAUUACAAGUUCCAUAUUGGGAUUAACUGUUCUUGAAUGGCCAAUGAGUAAAAUAAUAACAUACGUUAAUAUUUUAUAUAUCAUUUUGUUAUGGAUCGUUUAUUUUAUCUCUGUCAAAUAUUUAGCUAUUUAUGAAAGUUUUAGUAAUUAUUAUAAAAAUGGUCCAUCAGUUAUUAGUCUUUAUUUCAUUGAAGUCACGACAAUUGCAUCUGUGUUAUCUUACCUGUAUAACAGUAAAAAUCUUGUAAAAUGUUUGAAGAAGAUGUCCGUGUUGGAUGAUACUUUGAAAGAGCUUGGUUUUCAAAUGGAAUAUACGAAAAUACGAAAAUUAAUGAUACUCGUUGUUGUUGGAUGGUUCAUAUCAACUAUCUUAUUGAACACUUGUGAUAUAAUAUUAUCUUCGAUAUACGGUAUUCUCCCAAUUAUUAUAUUAUGUGUAACUAAUCAUACUGUUCAUAUCAACACAAUUUUGGAUCUUUCAUUCAUCAUUUUUUUAUUGUAUCAAAGAAAUAGAUUUCGUAAAUUAAAUGAAUAUAUAAUUCAACGUUGUCAGGUUAAAGAUCGCACGAGAAAUAUGUUUGAAGAUCAUAUGACUAAUACGACAUAUUGUUCUAACGUAAUGAAAACAAAUUUGGAGGAUUACGAUAUUUGGAUAUCAAUGCAUAUUCAUCUGGAAUUAAGUAGGAUUUGUAAUAAUCUCAAUACAAUAUUUGAAAUACCAAUGUUAUUAGAGAUGAUAUCUUUCUUUAUUUCUGGUAUAGCCUUAAUUGGUGAAUUGUAUGCAACACUUACCAAUUCAGAUCCUUUGGAUGAUAAAAUAGGAAUUGUCUUAAAUCUUCUUAUAUGGAAUUCAUUUUAUUUCAUGAAAUUAUAUGUUAUCAACUAUACAUGCGAAAUAGUCAAAGUUGAGGCAAACAGAACACAAAUACUUACUCAAAAAGUAAUGGAUUAUCUUUGUUUAAAGAUACGUGCCGAGGUUUUUCAAUUUAUAUCCGAAAUAAAUUAUAAACGAGUGAACUUUUCCGCAUUUGGUUUUUACGAAUACGGUUAUACUUUUAUUCAUCAGUUUUGUGGAGCAAUUACGACAUAUUUGAUAAUCUUACUGCAAGUAGAAACUACUCCUAAUAAUUUUAAUAACACUACAUCUAUUGUCAAUUUUAAAAUGUAAAAAAAA